UCUCUUUUAAUAAACCUAUCUUUUCUUUCUUACAGCCCCGCUAUUGGGAUUCCAGUCUCAAAUAUUGACGCUCUUAACACAUUUACCGACAGUUACUCAGCAAUCCAAAGAGAAAAGAAUGUCUGUUCCCCGACCAAGUCGAUCCCCUCCUCCAGGCCCGAGCACACCCAAUCUAUCUUCCACUCACAAUUCUACGAGUAACAGCGCUAGAGGGAUUGAAGCUACCAAGGGGACCAGUUUAUGGAAUGAGAUUCUGGCUAGUACCGAUAGGCAGAAAGCGCUGGGGAGGAAGAAUGUCAUCUUACUCUCCGAACGCAAUCAUGGUCGAACCCACCUCCUCUCCCAAUUGACCUCCUCCAGGAAGAAGAAAUCAGCUAAACCAAAUUCCGUCUUUUACUGGAACGGACAACCUAAAUCUACCUCUCAGCCUGGAGACAGACGGGCUGGUCUGGCAUUGGGGUACGAAGUAAUUGAUGCAGGAGAAGAGUACUCAGACUCCGCACCCCCGAUUUCGGUGUUUUACCCGCCGUCUUCACAUCCUAGUCUGCUUAAGCUGGUGCCUAGUGCCUUACCGCCAAAAUCACUGGCUGAUACGGCGGUGAUGAUAGUGCUCGACUGGACAAAGCCUUCAUCUAUGCUACAAGAACUUCUAAAUUGGCUGUCGUGGGUUGAGGCGUGGGCAUUGGGAUCGGCUGAAAAAGGAGAGAUUGAAGAACUGCAUGAACGAUUACAAUCAUACCUGCAGCAUUACACUGAGCCUUCGGCGACAAACACGGGCGUAACAGCUUAUUCUGGUCUUGGUCCUCUUUUGCCCCUUGGAGCUGGCACUUUGACUCUCAACUCUUCCGGUAUACCGAUCAUUGUUGUCUGCACCAAGGCGGAUUUGAUGGACAAUGUAGCCGAAGAAAUUGGGAUCAAAGGUGGCCGAUGGGAAGAAAGGACUGAUUGGGUUCAGCAAGUUCUGCGAACUAUCUGUCUUUCCUACGGCGCGGCCCUUUUUUACACUGCUCCGACUCGGCCAACAACUUAUUCUCUUCUCAAGUCAUACCUACUUCACCGUCUCUACACCGUUCCUCCUUCUCUCAGCCCCGCUCCUACUUCUCUCACUGACCCUUCGCAUAUCGCUCCAUCUCCAGCUCAAGGAGUAAGCACAAGAUACCCUUUUGCGCACCGUGCCAACGUGUUGGAUCGAGAUGCGGUUAUGGUCCCUUCUGGAUGGGACAGUUGGGGUAAAAUUAACGUCUUAAGGGAAGGGUUCGAACCUGAGAGGAUUCAUAAAGCUUGGACCGUCAGUUUGCGGUACCACGAGCAAAAGGAAAUGGGAAGUUGCGGAGCAGACCACGGAGGAGACAAUGGAGAAGAAGGCUUGGACGGCAUAUGGAUGGGGAUGAUUCCUGAUACAUCUCGCGGCCCUCGACUUCCCGGUCCAUCAGCGCUUUCCAUCCAGUCUGAACCCGAACAGACCUUCCUUGCGCGCCACCUUGAAGUCCUCCUCAAAGACCCCAACCGGGAUCCCCGUCAAUCCUUCCGUUUGCCCUCUACCAGGAACGGACUAUCUACUCCCGGUCCCGGCAGCAACUCUUCUGCUGCUAGCACUACAGCUGGUCUGGCCACGCCCGGUGUGGUGGGACCAAUGAUUGGUGAUUCUCUGAGCUUGCCGGGCGUGGAAAAGGUCAUGAAGGAAAUGGAGGGUGGGAAAGAGAAAGAAGGAGAGGAGUUGAAAGAAAAGUUUGCGAGGCUGGGAAGAAGAGAGGGUAAGAGUUCGGGGUCAGGUUCCGGGGCCGCGGCUGGUGCAGAUGGAGCGAUAGGAGGGGAAAGAGUGAGAAAUACUUCUGGGGGAACCCCUGCGAUGCCGAAUGAGGCUUUACAUAAUUUCUUCCAAGGAUUGCUGGCCAAUCGAGGGAAGGCGGCAACGCCGGUCAAAACGCAGAGUUCGGGAGAGAACAAGUAGAGAUCAAGGAGGCCUCCAGCGGCUGAUAUGGAAACGCCUACCAGAAGGGAAAGGGGAAUAUUGUAGAUACGAUAUGGUGGGAAGGUCUGGCGAGCAUGAACGAUAAUUCUCCUUAUUCUAAGUAAAGGGUUUUUCGGUGUGAAUGUAUCAUCAAUAGCAAAGUAACGGACUGUGAUCGAAAGUAGUGUUG
Messenger RNA from Cryptococcus deneoformans JEC21, 2141 nucleotides. RefSeq lists its product as hypothetical. Lineage: Eukaryota; Fungi; Basidiomycota; Tremellomycetes; Tremellales; Cryptococcaceae. The transcript is spliced from 8 exons. Gene Ontology annotation, cellular component: centrosome; cytoplasmic dynein complex. The record is from RefSeq and is a predicted model, not a curated record. Gene Ontology annotation, molecular function: dynein heavy chain binding. Bases 119 to 1951 code for a protein of 610 amino acids. Gene Ontology annotation, biological process: microtubule-based movement; microtubule cytoskeleton organization.